ACACCAUGCACCUUUCAAAAAUAUCACUUGAGCAAAUUUAUUCCUUGCUAAUUACUCAAAUAUCAAAUAUAUAUUUUAUUUGCAAAAAAGAAAAGAAAAAAAAAAUGGGUUUACCUGGUAAAUUAAUUGCUGCAAUUGAGUUCAAGGCUGGGGGGGAUGUGUUUCAUGAAUUAAUUAGGCACAAGCCCGAUCAACUUUCGACGAUUCACCCCGGAAAAGUACAAGGGUGCGAUCUGCACGAGGGCGAAUUUGGUCACGUUGGUACAGUUCUCUCCUUUAAGUACACCCAUGGUGGGAAAGAUAGGAGCUCGAAACAAGUGAUCACGGCGAUAGACGAGGAGCAAAAAUUGAUUCAAUUCAAAAGCAUCGAGGGGGAUUGUUUGUUGGAGGAAUACAAAGAUUUUCUUAUAACAAUCCACGUCGAGACGAAAAACGAUAUCGAUUUGGUGACGUGGACUUUGGAGUACGAGUUGCUGAACGAAGACGUCGAGCAUCCCCUCUCUCUCCUCUCCUUCUUCAUCGACAUGACCAAAGUCAUCGAGACUCAUCACAUCGGAAAAUAAUCAAUUACAAAAUUAAAUUAAAAAUUACCCCCCACAUUUUCUUUGAAAAGCUUAAUAAAUAAUGCUGUGUGCGAGUGUGCUUAAUCAUGUGUCAUUAAGCAAUAAGUGGGAAGAAUUAAUCUUUGUUUAGUGUUUGUUUAAAUGUCCAGUUACUGGGUGAAGUUUGAAGUAUACUGGAUUUGAUGCUUUUACUUUGUAUUAAUAUUGUCCAAUAUAAUAUUAAUGAUAUAUAUGUAAUUGCAUUCCCUUUAAUAAAUAAAAUUUCUUCGGCA
Molecule: messenger RNA, 835 nt
Organism: Erythranthe guttata (spotted monkey flower)
Lineage: Eukaryota; Viridiplantae; Streptophyta; Magnoliopsida; Lamiales; Phrymaceae
Product: kirola
Biological process (GO): defense response
Source: RefSeq, a predicted model, not a curated record